Mytilinidion resinicola is the source of this 600-nucleotide messenger RNA. RefSeq lists its product as uncharacterized. The transcript is spliced from 2 exons. Bases 245 to 559 code for a protein of 104 amino acids. Lineage: Eukaryota; Fungi; Ascomycota; Dothideomycetes; Mytilinidiales; Mytilinidiaceae. The record is from RefSeq and is a predicted model, not a curated record.
ACUUCCAGCCCAAGCCACCUUCAGCCCCAGCCCCGUCUCGCUACAAGCACGGCUGUUGGGGCUUCCAUGUCUUCCUUCGAAGAAAUCCGUUGGUUCAAUACACUCACUCAUAGAGAGAAGGCAUUCCUUUAGUGGGUGUAUGGUGUGAGUUUUCUAGGGGUAAUAGGCUUACAUUAUUACUCUUCUAUCAAGAAUCCUUUCAGCCUUCGUAAGAACAGUACGGCACGCCUUCAAUUAUUUGGCAAUGAUGCAGCCUCUGGGACCGACGUUGGAACCUAUCAGCCACUCGUGGCUCUACCGUUGCAUGGAUGAUAAAGUGGCGCAGAUCAGCCUUAAGCUGUUUUCCAUCGAGGGUAAGUUUACUCGAGGCCCCAGUUUCAGCACUCCUUGUCGAAUACAGGGCCUAAAACUGGGUUCCAACGAGCUGCUCAGUCUCGGCUCAGGAUCGCUCACCCCAGCACAGCCACAGCUCAGGCUGGAGCAUGAGCGGCUCAGUUCCCUGAACGGGAAACGAAAUUGCUUAGGUGCACAUUGGGAUAUCGAACUACCUGUUUUAUAAGCCCCAGGGAAAGGUGCCGUUGCAUGGGGAAGCUUGUCUCC